This is a messenger RNA of Torulaspora delbrueckii, 1896 nucleotides long. RefSeq names its product Vba4p (gene VBA4). Gene Ontology annotation, biological process: transmembrane transport; basic amino acid transport. Bases 1 to 1896 code for a protein of 631 amino acids. Gene Ontology annotation, molecular function: basic amino acid transmembrane transporter activity. NCBI's taxonomy places the organism in Eukaryota, Fungi, Ascomycota, Saccharomycetes, Saccharomycetales, Saccharomycetaceae. Gene Ontology annotation, cellular component: fungal-type vacuole membrane. The record is from RefSeq and is a predicted model, not a curated record. The transcript has a single exon.
AUGGGUAAGAAGGAUAAGCAGCGUAAUAAACUGCGUGAGUUCACCAGACAGAAACAGUUACAACAGGCGAAGAAAAACGAUAUGUUGGAAGAAACGCGACCACUAGUUGCACCCAGUAGUGCUGAACCCAUUGAAGCUAGUCUGUUGUUACCAAUUAAACCUGAAAUAUUACAGGAUCCCAGUACUGAUCUCCCCGGGUUUGUAGCUGAAGAGAUUGGGCAGCAAGAAGAGGUGGCCAACGGUUAUGGAUCCAUCACGGAUCCUCAUGAUGGCGAUAACAAGUCUGAGCGUCCUGUUUCUACUGCGGAGGAGAUAUCUGGUGCAAGGUUGAGAGUUAUUAUGUUAUCGAUGUAUCUGGGGAUAUUCUUGGCGGCCAUCGACAACACUAUCGUCUCAACCACCUCAGCCCAUGUUGCAUCUGAGUUCAAUCAAUUGUCAAAAGUUUCAUGGAUUGCGACAUCGUAUUUACUCUCGAGCGCAACAUUUCAACCUCUAUAUGGGAAAGUCUCUGACAUAUUUGGACGUAAGUGCCUAUUGGUCUUCACCAAUGUAGCAUUCUUGAUCGGCUGCCUGAUGUGCGGCUUGAGCAAGUCUUUCUGGUGGCUUGUAAUCGCCAGGUUUGUCGCUGGUGUAGGUGGCGGUGGUCUCACUUCGAUGAGUUCUAUUACCAUCACUGAUCUGGUGCCUCUCAGAGAGCGAGCCAUGUACCAGGGAAUCUGUAAUGUCUUUUAUGGGCUGGGGACUGCAUGUGGAGGUAUUGUAGGUGGAUGGUUUAGUGAUAACAAAGGUGGUUGGAGAAUGGCAUUUUUAAUUCAGGUCCCAUUGUCUGCAAUCAGUCUUCUAGUGAUCAUUCUACACCUAAAACUACCUAGCAAGAGGGCAACUCGCAACCAAGAUAACUCGAUAAAGCGCAAACUUUUAGCCAUCGAUUGGCUUGGCGCCUCGACUUUGGUUAUAUUCCUUGUCCUGUUCCUGUUAACCGCAUCAUUGGGAGGUAAAGAAAUCGCAUAUGGUUCCAGAACGUUUGCCCUCAUGUUAAUUUCAUCACUAUUGAGUUGUCUCGUAUUCAUCUAUGUGGAAUUACGAGUUGCCGCGGACCCAAUUCUGCCGUUAAGAUUCCUGGCGAUUCGCAGCGUUUUAGGUUCUAGUUUAAGCAACUGGUUCUGCAUGAUGGCAACAAUGACCACAAGUUAUUACUUGCCAAUCUACUUCUCUGGUGUGCUCAAUAUGUCACCAACAGAUGUCGGGAAAAGACUAAUGCCCAACUUCUUCAGUGUCGCAUUUGGUUCACUAGGUGCCGGCUACUACAUGAAGAAGACUCGCAAAUACUACUGGUUCUCACUUAUAUUUUGCGCAGUCGCCGUUCUGGGCCAAUUACAAAUCCUACUCAUUGACCCAAAGAUCCCAACAUGGAGACAGUACAUUCUACUACUUGUACCCGGUGUCGGCACUUCAGUCCUCAUCACAGUCGCAUUACUCGCAAUGAUCGCUGCAGUCCCACACGAGCACCAAGCUGCCACAACCUCGAUCUCCUACGCAUUCAGAUCAGCAGGCUGCACACUCGGAGUCUCCAUCGGUGGAGCUAUCUUCCGCGAAUCUCUCAGCAAACUCACCACACGUUAUGUCUUACGCUACAUUUCAAAAGAACACCCAAAAGAAGAACUUCUCAAGAUUAUAGACAAAGCCUCCGAAUCCUCCGAAUGGGUCCAUCACAGUGCGCCAGACUUCAUACGCCAAACACUACUAGAAUGCUACCACAAGGCCUGCAAGAACACUUUCCUUUUCUGCUUCAUUUGCUCAAUUCUCACAUUAGUAAGUUUCUCAAUCAUCAAGGAGAAGAAGCUACACUCCUCACUUGAUAGAAAGGAAGAUCAAGAAGACCUCGAGGAUCUCUAA